This is a messenger RNA of Cephus cinctus (wheat stem sawfly), 1148 nucleotides long. RefSeq lists its product as uncharacterized. The coding region runs from base 306 to 824 and encodes 172 amino acids. NCBI's taxonomy places the organism in Eukaryota, Metazoa, Arthropoda, Insecta, Hymenoptera, Cephidae. The record is from RefSeq and is a predicted model, not a curated record. The transcript has 5 exons.
UCCAAUGCCAGGGGUGCUUCUUAGAUCUCCGUCGUUUCCAUCGAAAGGUGAAUCGUUCGGACGAAGGCUUUGGGAACCGCGUCGCAAGACAGACGCCGAUUUUCGCAUAUAAAACAGCUCGGUUCGCAGUGUUCCUCGCAUAAUCCACUACUUCGAAGAGUGGAUGGCGCCAACACUUUCAGCCGCUCGUCACCUACAACGUAAGAGAGCAUUUUAAAUUUCUCAUCACCAGGAAAUCUCAGAAAUGGUCGAGCCGCCAUAUAAAAUAAUAUCACAGAAAUAUUUUCCAAAAGCCUUCAAUCGAAAUGGAAAACAUUGAAGAAAUUACUGCCGGGUUUGCUGCUGGGCUGCUGACGCAUAAGAGUGACUGUGGAAGCCUGUCACUGCCUACUACGCCAACAUCAUUCCCGUACUCGCUACCCGAUCUUCAUUCUGCCUUUUUCAUAACGACAGAAAACAUGGCUGAAAAAAAAGAUGAGACGACGUUUGAAUGUGAGGUGGAGAAGCUGGCUGCCCUCGUGGAGCAUAGCGAGUUGACAGAUUCUGGGGCUGGGGCGAGUACUUCGGCGGCAGGACCUCAAACACUUAAGCCCAUCAAUGGCGAAGGGCAGGCAGCCCAGAAAGAAAACAAGAAGCGUAAUUGGCGUUGGAACCGCCGAGAAAGGAAGGCUCAGGCGGGGAACACAAAAAAAUACCAUGAUCCAAAGGAAUCAGGUAGAACAAAAACCCCUUACGGACGGGGUAAAAGGAGAAAUACCACCCCUGACGGCCCCGAGCGGGCAUUGAGGGUAGUACUCGAUGCGCUACUGGAUCGUUUUAAAUAGAAUUAUAAGAAAAGAUAAAAAUAAAUAGAAAUUUUCAAGUUAUACAAUUUUUCCAAAGAGAAUAUUUAAAAAUUUCAUACGUAGAAUGUCAUUACAUGACAAAAUAUUGGCGGAGCAAUUGUUUUUUCACGUAAGCCGUUACGGUUCACGGAACGGGAGAGUCAGAACAUGCUCGAUCCUCCAUUUCGUGAUCCGUAAACUACGAAGACCCUAGCAACCGUCUUCCGUAUUCCGUAUUCCGUGCACCGUAACGGCUUACAUAAAAAACAAUUGUCCUGCCAAUAUUUUCAUACGUGAAAUGUCUCAUUACCUGUCACCUGUCAU